AAUAGGUUCACCACAGGGUCUUUCUUCCGGCCUUCGCCAUGACGUCAGUCUGACCACGUUCUCAGUGUUCUCCACUGGAGCCAGUCACUCGAACUGGAGAACUGGCGUGGUGUUCGGUGCCCUUCAUGUGGCUUUUCAGGCCUGGCAGGGCCGUCAGCCGCCUGGGUCGACCAGGCGGUGCUGGGUGUCUCGGCACCACGCCACGGGUGGCGCCGCUGGCCUCGCUGGUGAGACCGUUGAGACUCGUGGACACGAGCCCCGCGCGGCUGGGCACCGCCUCCAUGUCUGCUCCGCGGGAGCUGAGCCGGACCUCCCCGUUCAGCCCUUUGCAGCUCCGCACGUACAACAUUCAGAAGGUCAUCAACUGGCCACGCAUCAAGAAGAAUGUGUUGGAGGUGGAGACGAAGCAGCGCACCACCAAGAACCGCAACCAUGCGGAGGUGCUGAAGACCUUCCGCCUCAGUCGCUUCGGCUGGGAGCGCCGCCGCGCGCGGCUCCGUGGCGGGAACCGGCGCCGGCGCUCCUGGUUGGACAAGAAGAAUUCCAAGAAGAUCGAGUACGUUCACCGCGUGGACAUGUUGAAGAUGAUCCGCACCGCCACGUAUUUCAAGCUGAGGAUCCGUGACUUUCCCAAGGACGGGAAUCCCAACUACCGGGAGACCCGCGCCAUCGUGGGCAGCCACUUCGGCACCUGAAGGAUUCCGGUCCUGAGACCUGAGACACUGCUGCCAGCACGGUGAGUGGGGGUCUCCAAAAACCACUACUUUUUGGUGUAUUGACAUGUAUUGACUCUCUCCUGGAUCUAGCUAGGCCGCAGGACCCGGAAGCCGGACCCGAACCGGACCCGGAGCGGUGUUUCACUCAGAAGCCCAGCAGCUAUAGACACCUCAAGGCGAC
Molecule: messenger RNA, 897 nt
Organism: Durusdinium trenchii
Lineage: Eukaryota; Dinophyceae; Suessiales; Symbiodiniaceae
Source: the annotation of a GenBank genome assembly